This is a messenger RNA of Quercus lobata, 1735 nucleotides long. RefSeq names its product pentatricopeptide repeat-containing protein At4g16470-like. Lineage: Eukaryota; Viridiplantae; Streptophyta; Magnoliopsida; Fagales; Fagaceae. The record is from RefSeq and is a predicted model, not a curated record. Gene Ontology annotation, molecular function: RNA binding; protein binding. The coding region runs from base 901 to 1710 and encodes 269 amino acids. Gene Ontology annotation, biological process: RNA modification. The transcript has 2 exons.
UCAGGUGCCAUAUCUUAGAUACCCCAAUAAUAUCAAUCAUUUGCUUGUGAACUGUUGUCUCCCUUUGAGAAGUUAAAAGUUUUUUGGGAAUAGGGUUGUGUUCUACAAGGUAUUAAGGUCUUUUUCUUUAGAUUUAUGGAAAUCAAAGUUGCAGGUCUUAGUUUCUUACCUUUGUUCCAAAAGCAAAUUGCCCUAAGAUCUUUUUAGAUUUCUGGGCUUAGCCUAGGAAUCAACAAAAUUAGAAUUAAGAUUGAAGAUUGUAAUGAAAAGAUACCUUGUCUAGUCCGACUCCUAUCCCUUCCAAUAAAAGGGAGGUAAAAAUAUCCUUUGAGUGCAAGAUGUACCACCAAACUAUAGACGGACAUAUUGUUAGUGGUUCGGAAUGGGUGGUUUCUGAAGUUUUUUUUUAUUGAAUCUAAACUGUUUCAGUUGGUGGUGGAGGAAGGAGGGAAUUUUUUCUCCCUUAAGAUUUUUGAACGGGGAAAAUACUACAUACAAUCAAUUUUUGUGGGCAAGAGUGCAACAAUCCCUAAGAUCCCUUUCCUCUCCCAUUAUUUUCUUGAAGACCCAAGGACCCUAUAUAGAUAUUGGAAUUCUAGUUUUUUGAGUAUUAGAAAGAGAUCAGUGUUCUCUUUGGAUUUCUUCCAUUUGUUAUCUAAAGCUUUUGAUUUUAAUCAAUUUAACCAUGGGAGCUUGUAACUUCUUAUCACCACAGUUGAUAUUGUUCAUUCUAGAGAUACUUCAACUAUGUGAAGCAUCUUGCUGCACGGGUAUUUGAACUACAAAAACACCAAAACUUCUGUUUGAAAAAAAUUUCCAUGCUUUAUGCAAAUACAGGGCAGCAAAUAUUCAAAUACUUGAUUUACAGAACAAUGUUUAAAUGUUUUUGAAAUUAUUCUUAUGAUGCUUUGUUUCUUUUUUACAUCUCUGUUAUGCAGAAGUGUGGCAAUAGUAAAAUCAAAUAAGGAUACAAGAUAUGGAUUGGAUUCAAUAGUGACACAUAAUGGGGCAAAAUUGCCAUGCUUGGCCUUACUUGAUUUGUCAUCAUUCAGAAAAAAGUUUGGUCUUGAGGCAUAUGAUCAGGAGAAAAGCUUGGUUUCAUGGAAUGCAAUGAUUGCAGGGUAUGUGCAAAAGGGGCUUGAAGAAGUGGGGUUAAAUCUUUAUAACAAGAUGAGACAGACUGGUUUUAUUCCAGACCAGUAUACCUUUGCAUCAGUCUUCAGAGCUUGUGCCACUUUAGCAACACUUGAGCAUGGGAAACAGGCCAAUGGUGUCAUGAUCAAGUGUCAAAUUAGGGAAAAUGUGGUAGUCAAUAGUGCCCUUAUGGACAUGUACUUUAAAUGCAGUAGUUUAUCUGAUGGGCAUUGGGUAUUUGACAAGUCUUUAAAUAGGAAUGUUAUUAUGUGGACUGCUUUAAUCUCUGGCUAUGGUCAGCAUGGAAAAGUUGUAGAGGUUUUGGAAUCUUUUCAUAGGAUGAAAACUGAAGGUUUCAAACCAAAUUAUGUUACUUUCCUUUCAGUUCUUUCUGCUUGCAGUCAUGGAGGUUUGCUUGAUGAGGGUUUGGCAUAUUUCUCAUCUAUGACCAAAGAUUAUGGAAUUCAGCCAAGAGGGCAACAUUAUGCAGCUAUAGUUGAUCUUUUAGGGUGUGCUGGCCGGUUACAAGAAGCGUAUGAACUUGCUAAUGCUUGUAAGGAGCACUCAGUGAUAUGAGGUGCUUUGCUUGGGGCUUGAAGGG